CCCACCUUAUAUCACGUAUUUCCAAAUAUAUAAUUUGCAGAGUCAUUAUCACUGAUGUUCAUCAUAUCUGAUCACUUAUAUAUAAAAAGGCCUGUUUCAGCCUAAGAUAUUGUUUAAAGGCUAAGAUAUUGUUUCACUGAACUGAACUGGGCAAGGUAUAAACGGUUCGCGGAGUCAAGUACGAAUUCAGUCUUAAAAGAUGGUACAACAGAUAGGUUCUCUCUUGGCUGUUCUAAGCGUUUUCGUGCUUUCGUCAAAUGCCGUUAAAUGUCCUGGGACGGCCACAUAUAAGUUGUCGUGGAAAGCUGAUUGGACCAAAGAAAAUCAUCCGAUGACAGACCUUCCAAGCAAUGCACAUUUUUCGGAUUUGAUAGGUUGUUCUCACAGCGCUGACUACAUCAUGUGGCGAAGAGGACAGAAAGCUUCUCCUGGCGUAAAAUUGGUCGCUGAAAGAGGUCAAACUGGAACCCUCCGAAGCGAAAUAGAGUCUCAAAUCUCUGAUGGAAAGGCCUGGCAGCUCAUCCUACCGAGGUCUGGGCUCGGUGCAGUAGGUGAACUAAACAAUAUUCAAGUCAACGUUACCUCCAACUUUUCCAGGGUGUCUCUGAUCAGCAUGCUUGCUCCAUCCCCCGAUUGGUUCGUAGGAAUUGACAGCCAUGAUCUCUGUGACAAUGGACAAUGGCGAGAGACCUGGAAUGUCACCAUGUUACCCCCGUAUGACUCAGGCACAGAUAGCGGGCAGCAGUUUAUAAACAACAAUCUACCAACACAGCCAGCCGUAGACAUUUUCCGGAUAAAUCACACCAUGGAAGGUGUAUUUAAAGCCCAAAAUCCCAUCCCAAGCCUGGGAGAAUUCCGAUUUAAAGGGCUGAACCUCCCGGUGAUCCAAAUGAAUCACUCUGAUGGCUCGGCUUCCACUGUUAUGUAUAAACCAACUACAUCGCCGAACGACUCAGCCAGCAAAGAUUCUGUUGGCUUGUUCCUCUUUAGUAGCACUACUUUCGUGUUGGCUUGGCUGUAUUAGGAGCUAAUCAUAGAGAAUGUAUAGAAACGAUAUCCCAGGGGUUUCUCAGCUGUUCAGAGGGAAACUGUAUCUCAGGGGAGUACUAUGAUCUGUUACACAUGAAAAUGAUAUCUCAGGGAUGUACCAGCUUGUUACACAGGGAAACGAUAUCCCAGGGAUGAACAAGCUUUUACUUAUUCAAAUCAUAUUUACGUAGGCUAUAUGGUCCCAGCUGAUUAUUUACACUAAAAAGGUCUUUAAGUAUCCUUGAAUCAUUUCAUGAAUUUCUCUCUCCACGCAUGCUCAUCAACCUUGCUGUAUUUAGUGUUGCCCUUUUCGUAAGAGAUUGAUGUUGAAUGUUGAACAUUAAAUGUACGUCUUAUACCGUACACUGUAUUUGG
Molecule: messenger RNA, 1404 nt
Organism: Stylophora pistillata
Lineage: Eukaryota; Metazoa; Cnidaria; Anthozoa; Scleractinia; Pocilloporidae
Product: spondin-2
Biological process (GO): cell adhesion
Cellular component (GO): extracellular matrix
Source: RefSeq, a predicted model, not a curated record